Messenger RNA from Lycium ferocissimum, 1205 nucleotides. RefSeq lists its product as uncharacterized. Bases 321 to 641 code for a protein of 106 amino acids. The transcript has 3 exons. The record is from RefSeq and is a predicted model, not a curated record. Lineage: Eukaryota; Viridiplantae; Streptophyta; Magnoliopsida; Solanales; Solanaceae.
UGUUUCAGUUGCAUGUUUAGAGCAUUACUAUGCAAUCCAACAGACUCUCCUUACACAAUAAUGAAUUGGGCAUUGGAUUAAGGGGAGCAAGAGAAUUAAAUAAUCGAAAGGUCAUUCCCAAUUUAUUAGCUAAACAUUUGCCUAUUGAAAACCAUAAGAAAAAAGGGUGGAUGGUUAAAACAAAGUUGAAAACCAUAUAUUAACCCGCACCGAUUGCACUCCUAUAUAUAUGCAACGUCAUCCUCUUUCAUUUCUAAUAUACUUCCAAAACUUCCUAACACACACAAGAAGGUAACAAUUCAAACAACAAGAAAACAGAAAUGGGUGAAUCUGCUGCAAUCAAGGGAAUGGUGCAAGAAGAACAUUUAGUGGAUACAGAGGAAGAUGAAAAUUCAAGGGCACUGUUUCUUAAAGAGCUGAAUCUUGUUCUAAUUCUCUCGUUUCUUUCAUUAUCAUCUGAAGAACUUGAUUUUGAGGCAAAGGAGAUUAACGAAAAUGUCAAAGUUCAGCAACAACAAAAAGUUGUUUCUCAUCUACGUUGCAGAAAACGGGGUGGUAUCAAUCAAUACAAUACUGUUGAACCAGAAAUACAGAGGUCCUCAACCAAGUUUAGAGAUUGCAGGCAUUGCAGAAGAAUGUGAAAGAAAUCAACAUCAAGCAAAGCUAGCAACAAGAGAUACCAAAAGAAGGUUACCAGCAAGGCCAUAAAAGCUACCUUCAUAGUAUGUUAUUUGCAUUAAAAGAUGAGUGCCAGAGAGAGAAGAAAACAUACAUGUAAAAGAGUAGUACUAGAAAUAGAACUGAUACUUCUCAUUUUGGCAAAUGCCAACUCUGUUUUUUCUUUUGCUUCUGGUAUCCGAAAAUCAUUGAUUCAACUAAUCAAAAUUUAUCUGGUAAAGUGCUUCUUAUUAAGAGGUUCUCCAUUCUCGUGCUCGAACUCAUUGAUUUUCAUCCAUUACACAUACCAAACGCCAACCUACUACGCAAGGCAGCAAAAUAUAUAGUCCCCCAGCCGAUAAAGCAGCUCAAUAGACAGCAUACAUCAAGCAACCAAUUUUUGUUUUUUUAAAAAAAAAUAAACAAUUUACGUCAGAAAUCAGCAUGUCAAUUAGUGGCACUACAAAAAUUAUAUCUGAUCAUGAGAGUGAGUACCCUUCAUACUUAAACCGUUCAACUUUUCCCAAAAAAAAAAAAAAAAAGAAAAA